Molecule: messenger RNA, 4815 nt
Organism: Miscanthus lutarioriparius
Lineage: Eukaryota; Viridiplantae; Streptophyta; Magnoliopsida; Poales; Poaceae
Source: the annotation of a GenBank genome assembly
AUGCUGAUGGACCCUCCUGUUAUGCAAGUGGAUUGCAAGUUGAAAAAUGAUGUGGAUAAAACAUCAUCAAUUGCCUAUGAUAGGAAGCUGACCAUCUCACAUGAUGAUUAUGGGUGGGCAGGCUCUGAUAUCCACCCAAAAGAUGAUACAAUAGUAUGUAACCCUGUCAAGGUUAGCGAUGCUUGUCAAACAGGCAUAGAUGAGGUAUUAGAUGCUGCUUUCGAAAAUUCACCUCUUAACUUGGGUGAUUUACCUCAGGGGACAGAACUAAGAAAGAAGAAUAACGACAGUUCUUGCUCCGAUGUAAAACUUCAGUUGAAUUCAAGUGCUGGAAAUAAUAAUGGCUUGCAAACUGAUGACAACUUUAAUAAACAGAAUUUUGGUAAGAAGGAUAUGCAUCAUCCUCAGGAAGAGAUACAUCCUUCUCCCAAUACAGUGUCAUUACCAAGUUCAUGCAGAAUCAAUGGAGAUGCCACACCUUCUGAAGAGGAGAAAAUAGCAGAGGAUCAUGUCAAAGUGGAUGGAAAUGUAGAUGCUGUAAGUAAGGAAGUCGGAACUGACUUGGUAGGAUGCCAUGCACGGCAGAAAGAAUUGCAGUGUACGCUCCAAGAUCUAUCAGAAAUAGCCUGCAGUAUUGAUUUAGUACGUAAUAAAUCUUCUCCACAAGAAGAGAAGAAGAAGCCUGUUUCCCCUUUAAAUGAUAUGGGCCAUAAUGUUGAUAACAAUAGUUGUAAUGGUGAUACCAAUUAUAAAGGGGAGGAGUUCAAUAUGGGGAAUGCUGGAGAUGAGGAUCACGCUGUAGCACUUUGGGUGAAGUGGAGAGGAAAAUGGCAAACUGGAAUUCGAUGCUGUAGAGUAGAUUGUCCUUUACCUACUCUAAGGGCAAAACCAACACAUGACAGGAAGACCUAUAUUGUCGUUUUCUUCCCACGAACAAAAACUUAUUCUUGGGUAGACAUGCUACUUGUUCUUCCAAUAGAGGAAUGUCCUUUGCCACUUGUGAAUGGAACUCAUCGUAAAUGGAGAAAGCUGGUGAAGGAUUUGAACAUUCCUCGACGAUUCAACAUGCAGAAUCUUGCCGUUUUUGUGAUAAAUUUAAUUGAUGAGCUUCAUAUUGAGGCUGUAGUUGAUAAUGCUCGGAAGGCUACAACAUGGAAAGAAUUUGCCCUGGAAGCGUCUUGCUGUAGAGAUUACACUGAUCUUGGGAAGAUGCUCCUCAAAUUUCAAAAUAUGAUUCUUCCUGACUACAUAAGCUGUGAAUGGCUACAAAAUUCUUUUGAGAUGUGGAACCAAAAGUGUAUGAAUGCACAUGAUGCUGAGACUAUUGAAAUGCUUUGUGAGGAACUUCGACAGUCCAUUCUUGGGAACAAGCUUAAGGAAUUGCGGAAUGCAUCAGUGCAGCCUGAAUUAGUCCCUGAGUGGAAGACAUGGAAACAAGAAUUGAUGAAACAGUACUUUUCAUUGCAUCCUGCUGGUAAUGUUGGCAACUUCGAGAAAACCAAUUGUUACGAUGAUCCAGCUUUAGAUCAACAAGGUAGUAGAAAGCGUCCAAAGCUUGAGGUCCGAAGAGGGGAGAUACAAAUUUCACACAUGGGUGAAGCUGACUACAGGACUCCAACCGAAGACCCAAACCAAAAUAACCUUCCUAGUAACUCUGUCAUGCAUGAAAAUGUAGGGGCAUUAGGAGCAACAAAUCAAAAUAAUGCUGUCACAUUACCUGGAAGUUCUGGCACCAACGAGAACACAAUAUCCAGUAGUGCCAAUGCAGCUUUACAGAAUGCUAGACUUGAUUUAGAUUCAUUCAAGAGUUCUCGGCAGUGUUCUGCGUACAUUGAAGCAAAGGGAAGGCAGUGUGGUAGGUGGGCAAAUGAUGGUGAUAUUUACUGUUGCGUGCAUCAAAGUAUGCAUUUUCUUGACCAUUCUUCAAGGGAGGACAAGGCACUUACCAUUGAAGCUCCAUUGUGCAGUGGUAUGACUAAUAUGGGUAGAAAAUGCAAGCAUCGAGCUCAGCAUGGUUCUACUUUUUGUAAAAAGCACCACCUACAGACAAACUUGGAUGCAAUGCACCCAGAAAAUUUGUUGGAUCCAUCUGAUGUACUCCAUAUGGGCGAAGAACCUCCGAAUAAGUGGGUGGAAGAAAUUUCUAAGUCGCAAGCAAUGUAUAGCAUAGACUUGGAAAAAGACAAGAAUGUCCAGGCUGCUGUACAAGUGAAAUUGAUGACAACUGUGGCUAUAGAGAACUCUUGUGAAAAAGGUGCAAUGGAGAAAAUUGAUGUGUGUGCGGCGUCAACUUCCAUGACAAAUACUGAUGAUACUUCUCUUUGUAUUGGAAUUCACUCUCAUGAAAGUAUUGUUGAAUGCCAGGAUUAUGCCAAGCGACAUACUCUUUAUUGUGAGAAGCACCUUCCAAAGUUCCUUAAACGUGCCAGGAAUGGGAAGAGUCGACUCGUUUCUAAAGAUGUCUUUGUCAAUCUACUGAAGGGCUGCACAUCAAGAAAAGAUAAGAUAUGUCUACACCAGGCAUGUGAAUUUCUUUAUUGGUUCUUGAGGAACAACCUUUCGCAUCAACGCACCGGUCUUGCUAGUGAACAUAUGCCCCAGAUAGUGGCUGAAGUGUCCAAAAAUCCAGAUGUUGGAGAGUUUUUGUUAAAGUUGAUAUCUACUGAGAGAGAGAAACUAGCAAAUAUCUGGGGCUUUGAUACAAAUAGAUCUAAGCAAAUAUAUUCUGAAAACAAAGAAGGAUCUGUAGUGUUGCAGGAAGAGGGAACUAAUCUUUCAUCUGGUCCGAAGUGCAAAAUUUGUGCUCACCAGUUCUCUGAUGAUCAAGCUCUUGGAUUACAUUGGACAACUGUCCACAAAAAGGAAGCCCGGUGGCUGUUUAGAGGUUAUUCUUGUGCUGCAUGCAUGGAAUCAUUUACCAACAAAAAAGUCCUUGAAAGGCAUGUGCAGGAUGUACAUGGGGCUCAAUACCUCCAGUAUUCAAUUCUCAUUCGAUGUAUGUUAUGUAACAGCAAUUUUUUGACCACAGAUCUGCUAUACCCUCACAUUAUUUCCGACCAUGCCCAACAAAUCAGGCUUCUUGAUGUCCCUCAGCGACCAAAUGGUCAAUCUGCUCAACAAACAGAAGGGACAAGUGGUCUGCCCCUUUAUGAUAGCCACAACGUUGAGGAUGACGAUGGCUCACAGAAGUUCAUCUGCAGAUUAUGUGGGCUCAAAUUUGAUCUUCUGCCAGAUCUUGGCCGCCACCAUAAAGUCGCUCAUGUGGACUCAGGUGCUGUUGGCCACAUUCCACUGGGCCGUGGGAAGUAUCAGCUUAACCGCGGCCGGCACUACUAUUCUGCUUUCAAGAAAAGUUUACGGCCAACAAGUACAUUAAAGAAGAGGAGUAACUCUGGAAUCGAUAAAAACUUAAAGUUUCAGAGCUCUGGCCUAACAUCUCAAGUAGUUGAACCUGAAACAUCCAGCCUUGGUAAGUUACAGGAUUUCCAAUGCUCAGAUGUUGCACAAACUUUAUUUUCCAAGAUUCAAAAGACAAGACCCCAUCCAAGCAACAUUGAUAUUUUAUCGGUUGCCCGUUCUGUAUGCUGUAAGACAAGUCUUCUUGCUGCAUUGGAAGUUAAAUACGGAUCUUUACCUGAGAACAUAUUUGUGAAAGCCGCAAAGCUUUGCAGUGACAAUGGCAUCCAAAUUGAUUGGCAUCAAGAGGAAUUCAUAUGCCCUAAAGGUUGCAAGUCUAGAUAUAAUUCAAAUGCUCUGCUUCCUAUGCAACUCACGGCAGUUGAUUUUCCUGAUUUUCCUGAAGCUCCUUCAGUUGAUCCUCUUAAUGAUGAUGAAAUGUGGGGAAUGGAAGAAUACCAUUAUGUUCUUGAUUCAAAGCACUUUGGAUGGAAGCCUAAAAAUGAGAGAGUUGUUCUUUGUGAAGACAUAAGCUUUGGCAGGGAGAAAGUUCCAAUUGUCUGUGUCAUUGACGCGGAUGCAAAAGAUUCUUUAGGUAUGAAGCCUGACGAACUUUUGCCACGUGGCAGUUCUGUGCCUUGGCAAGGUUUCCACUAUAUCACAAAGCGUUUGAUGGAUUCAUCUCUUAUUGAUUCAGAGAACUCUUUGCCUGGGUGUGCAUGUUCCCAUCCUGAAUGUUCUCCUGAGAACUGUGGUCACGUGAGUCUGUUUGAUGGUGUCUACGGUAGCCUGGUGGAUAUCAAUGGAACACCAAUGCAUGGCAGAUUUGCAUAUGCUAAAGAUAGUAAAAUUAUUUUACAGGAAGGGUAUCCAAUAUAUGAGUGCAAUUCGUCAUGUACUUGUGACUCAUCCUGCCAGAAUAAAGUAUUGCAGAAAGGGCUGCUUGUUAAGUUGGAACUCUUCAGAACUGAGAAUAAGGGUUGGGCUAUUAGAGCUGCUGAACCUAUUCCACAGGGUACCUUUGUCUGCGAGUGUAUUGGUGAAAUUGUGAAGGCCGACAAGACCAUGGAAAACGCAGAAAGUGUGUCAUCAAAGGGUGGGUGCAGUUACUUGUUUGACAUUGCUUCUCAGAUUGAUAGGGAAAGAGUUCGGACUGUAGGGGCUAUUGAAUACUUGAUUGAUGCCACAAGGUCUGGAAAUGUUUCCCGCUAUAUUAAUCACAGUUGUUCCCCGAAUCUCAGUAUCCGAUUGGUUUUGGUAGAGAGCAAAGAUUGCCAGCUUGCUCACAUUGGCUUGUUUGCUAAUCAAGACAUUGCCGUAGGAGAAGAACUCGCCUAUGAUUACCGACAAAAGCUUGUAGCAGGUGAUGGCUGCCCCUGCCAUUGUGGAGCUACCAAUUGCCGAGGCCGUGUCUAUUGA